Dicrocoelium dendriticum is the source of this 750-nucleotide messenger RNA. The record is from the annotation of a GenBank genome assembly. Lineage: Eukaryota; Metazoa; Platyhelminthes; Trematoda; Plagiorchiida; Dicrocoeliidae.
AUGGAUGUGGAACGCGCACGGACAUCUUCUGAUUCUGAUGAUUCCAAUUUACUCCAAAACAUCAACACAUACGAAUGUGCUCCAGCUUCUACCACUGUACGAUCGCCGAUAGAACUGACCAUCCCCCGUGCUAUUCUACGAAAGGAUUCAGUGCAUGGGAGUUACAUUCUUUACACUAUACAUAUUAGAAUAAGUCAGGUGGAAAAAGUGGACGCAACGGGCUCUUUAUCGUCCAUACAGAAUACUAUUCAUGAAUGGACGAUCGAGCACCGGUACAGCACGCUAGCUAAACUACACGCUGAUCUCAUGGGAUGGACGAAACCCACUAGUGACAGCGAUUCUCCGGUGAAUGAACUGUACGCACAUUGGUGUCUCCCUCGCCCCCUCCCUGGCCUGCAGCGUGUGCAGUUUCCUCGCAAGCGGCGAAUACCUACAUUGCUUCCUCCUCCUUCGUACCGCUGGUGGGGUUGCACGAUGAAACCCACUGUUGAAGACACUGCUUUACCGGCCGGUAAAUCAGGGAGAGUCGACCAACGUAGACGUGAUUUGGAGAUGUAUCUAGCCAAUUUGGUCGAUCUUGUUUGGAAAAUUAGUAGUACGGACACUGUUGCGAAUGUGUACAGCUCCAUGACCGCAACAGCCGACGCAGCGAACCAAAGUAAUUAUCAUGGCUUUGCUGCCAACCACCAGAUUGAAGCAAUCAAAGAACGGUUUACCAAUCUGUUGCCGAUUUUAAAGCCCCAGCUAUGA